AUGGCGGACAAGCAAAUCAAGGUAGCAUUGUGGUGCGUGCCACGGUCGAUGUCCACGGUGUUUGCGAAAUGCAUGAGUGCCAUUGACGAGAUGGAAGUCUAUUUGGAGCUUUACUCGUAUUCUGCAUCAGUGAGCGGCGUUUUCCACUCGGCGACGGGGCGUGUAUUGCCGAAGAAGCUUGCCGGGAACGAGACGGUAUACGAAGAAGCGCUGGCAGUGUGGAAGCAAGAAACUGACAGCAUUUUAAAUCCGAAAAGAAUAUCAUGCUAUGAUAUCAAACGAGAUCUUGAGAGCACGAAGAGUAAGUUAGUUUUUAUCAAGGAGAUGGCCUACAUCACAGAUUAUGUCCAGGAGUAUCUGCCGCAAGGCUUCAAGUAUGUCUUCCUCACUAGAGAGCCUACCAGGGUCUUUACAUCUUUCCGGAAAAGUAUACAAGCCUCGGGAAUGUUCCAUCGAACAGAAGGUCCCAUUCUGGACAUCAUACGCGAAGAUCCGGCGAAUAUUCGACCAAUGUCUUGGUACGAGAAACAGCACCAGCUCUGGAAAUAUGUCCAAGAGCACCUCGACCCUAACCCGAUCAUCAUCGACGCCACUGAUCUCGCCUCCCAACCGAGGAAGAUCUUGAAGAGUUUCUGUGAGGCUGUUGGGUUUCUCUACAGCGAUAGCCUCCUGCAGUGGUCCCCGAGUCAAAACUUCCCAAAGAACUUUGUGACGGCAGGAGAAAACUUAGAACAAUUCGCUGCGUUUUAUUCUACAGCUUUAAGCAGCACACACUUCAUGGCGCCUGCUAAAAAAGGGCCUAUACCACGUGAUCAGCUUACGGAUGACGUCAUCCGAUGCGUUGACUACUCCAUGCCAUUCUACCGUGAGAUGUAUGAAAACAGACUGCAAGCUUCUUAAAAAAUGUCCGCAGGUCUUUCAAACAAGAAUAAGUCUCGCUUUGUGCAUUUUAGAAUAAUCCAUGCCCAAGUGAUGUAGGCGCUUCAUAAACGCCUUUCCUUUGCCCUUUU
Messenger RNA from Strongylocentrotus purpuratus (purple sea urchin), 1010 nucleotides. RefSeq lists its product as uncharacterized. The transcript is spliced from 2 exons. The coding region runs from base 1 to 900 and encodes 299 amino acids. The record is from RefSeq and is a predicted model, not a curated record. Lineage: Eukaryota; Metazoa; Echinodermata; Echinoidea; Camarodonta; Strongylocentrotidae.